CAAAAUGAAAAAGUAAAAGAGAACUGGAGAUUCCCGGAUAGAUCCCCUCCCUGGGUCAUGUCAUUCUAGGAAAUUCUCCAGGUUCUUUCUCGCCAUUGUUAAACAAUAGAGGCAAAAAGGAAAGCACCAAAAACACCAAAAACACCAUUCUCAACCAUACUAACUUAAUACCAGUUUUAACUCGCCGUUGUUGCCCCUUCUUCGAUAUCUCCACUGCUUGAAACAGGGCAUCGAGGUGGUGAAAGAGGCCGUUUAAGUAAGGCCCUCCGGAUAGUUUCAGAUAUAAAUAAAUACCUCCAUAGGGCCGAGAAAAGAGAGGCGUGGGGAACGGAAUCUCAUCACGGCAAUUCUAUACAGAAACUUAUCCAACAGGAUCGGGCAAAUGCCGCCUGUAACUAGGAGGGGACAGAAGGCGACGGAAAGAACAGCCCAGGUGGGUAUAUGCACAGAAUCAGAGGCGAAUGCCGGGGGGAUAUUCAGAACCGUUGAGUCGAAGGAAGUCAUGCGCUGUCGGUGGGCAGAAGGAUGUAAGAUAUUGUUUUCCGGUGAUUAUGAAGGGAGAGGUCAGGGCACAGAUUUUUGGCGUGAACAAUUGGGUUGGAAAGGAGAAAAGCCACUGCGCGCCAUCUAUCGUCGGUACGAAGCUGUGGGGAACCCCGAACGAAAAGAUGAUAAUUCUGGCACUCGAUUCUCAUGGGGCGUGGAAACGGGGAGGUGGAUGGAUAAAUCGGGGUGGUUGAAGAUGAAACGGCGCCCAGGGUCCGGUAGUAGUAAAGGGGAGGUCAAAGCCUCGGAAGGUGAUAAAAUUACGGGAGACAUUCCUAUAACAGGUGCAGAAGGGUUAAGAGAUAGCCACGGCAUACAGGUGCUGCCAAUGGACAAUGGGGAAAGCACUGCGGGAGCAGACUCAGGUUCCCCUAAAUAUUGUCCUUACGAUGUCAUCUCCGCACCCGAAGAAGGUCCAAGCGAUAAAUGUUCACGCGGGGAGCAAAGUAGCGCGAGACCAAAGGAACCAGCGGUGGUCAAGAGGCAGAGAUCCGACGAUGUUUCGGUAUCUAGCCCGGAGAUUCACCGGUGGAGAAGAGACGUGGCAUUAGGAGCUAACCCUGUCCCGAAACCAGGAGAGAGAGCUGCUAAAGCAGAGCCAGUUACACAAAGGAAAUGCGCACUCAAAACCACAACCACGUUGCUUUUGGAGAUAACCACGAGAGGAAGUGAGGCCAUAAAUCGUGAGACAGUGGAGGAUGAGCCACGAGCGAACCAAUGGAGGCAACCACAAGAACCAUCCACUAAUGAGGGUGGACUUGCGCCGAGGGCCAACAUUGCUCCCGAACCGGAUCAACAGGCAACGGAGUCGCCUUCAAAAUGUGGUGGUACCGAAUCUGUGGCUCCAGAAGGUGAUUAUGGGGAGUUUCUAGACGAUAAUCAUGCUCUUCUCAACGUCCAGGGCGAUGAGGGAGAGUCAAGAAGAGUGCUUAGGAGUCGCUCAGCCGGGCGGGGGCUCCCAGAAGGAGUGGUAUUGGAGAUGGACAUCUUUCCAAAUCAACAAAAAGAGUUCAAUUUACCGGAAAACAAGGGAGAGGAGCCCCACGCUCAAGAAACGGUUCUCCCAGCAGCAAUCGAGAGCGGCAGAGCUUCUCGGUGGCAUCACAUAGCAGCCACGCCCGGAGAAUAUCCCAGGAUGCAACCAGACAGGAUAACGAGAAGUAGAAAGAACAUUCCUGACGCUGCGCCAGCCGGUAUCACAUCUCAGGCUGUUCGUGGUGAACAGGUAGUCGCUUCUUCCGCGCCAGAGGUUCAGGCCCGGAGCCAAACUCAGGAUAUGGUUCUGGAGGAGGGAGCUGAGGCAAAGGCGCCGACGAGCCGGAAAAUAAAACGGAAAGAGACUUCAACUCCAAUGCAGGCGGAGACAGAACGCCGGCCAAAAAGGAUCCGUCGGGCCCCAAAGUGGUACUACGACUACUAAGGGGCCUCUAUGUUUCCUGGGGGCAGCUUGAUGAACAACCGGGAGGGGAAACUGAACACGAUAAAAUUGACGAAUGAGACAUAUAUGGAAGAAGAAUAAGAAAAAGAAAAAGAAAAGAGAAAAAGAGACAAAGAUUUAUCAGUUCUGGCGGAUUUUCUUUAACUUCCUCACCCUACGUCCAAGCACAUCCCUCCCUUCCUCGACCUCACCCAUAGCCUCCCGCUUCGCUUCUCCCACCUCCUUUAUAAUUCCACCACGCACAACGCGACCCUCGAUGCUAACUCCCUCCUCCUUCCACUCGAUCAUUUUCUUCCCGACACGAUCUUCAAUAGCCAAAACUAGCUGCACAUCACGUUGACCCACCAGCGUAACCGCUUCACCCUCCCGCCCAGCUCUAGCCGUCCGACCAACACGAUGGACAUAAUCAUCCGGAUUGCGGGGCACAUCAAAGUUUAUCACCAGGCUUACGCUGGGGAUAUCCAGGCCACGAGCAGCGACAUCAGUCGCGACUAAUAUACGGGCUGCAGAGGCACGGAAACGCGACAGAUUCGCAGUACGUUCCGACUGCGGGAGAAGACUGUGUAGCGACGUGACCCUAUGACCAAGGCGCCGCAGCAUACGUUCAAGGAGAUCUGCCGUCUUCGUUCGAUUGCAGAAGAUAAUAGAGGGUUUUGGCGCGUUGGCUUCCGUCGAUAGGAGGGUGUGGAGAAACGCUUCGCGAUGGGUCAGGGGCACUUGGAGAUAUGUCUGCUUGAGCGUGGGCGGGAUGGUAGCUUGGUUUUCUGUAGAGAUUUCAGUGACGAAGAUCGGAGGCUUGUUCGCGGGGCGAGGCAUGGAUUUCAGCGCUCGAACCUCCGGGGUGACUGUGGCUGUGAAGAGGAGUGUUUGGCGACUUGUCGAAGGGGGGAGCGCGGAGAGACAGGUUUCCACGUCCGGCAGCAUGCUUCCGGGUCCAGAUGCUAGAAGCCGGUCGGCUUCAUCGAGAACGACGACGCGUGUGCGGUUGAGGCCGCAGAUCGUAUCUGCUCCGGAGCUGGUUAUAUGAUCCGCAAGACGACCAGGUGUGGCAAUGACUAUGUGAGGGCGUUGUGAGAGAGCAAUAGCCUGCGGCCGCAUUUCGGUUCCACCAGUAAUGAGAAUAGGCUUCAGAGAUUGCGGCGCAGAAAUAGCUUUGAUUUGCUCAAAUAUCUGCAGAGCCAAUUCCCUAUAUUUAUAAAAUUAAGUUAGCAAAC
Molecule: messenger RNA, 3198 nt
Organism: Blastomyces dermatitidis ER-3
Lineage: Eukaryota; Fungi; Ascomycota; Eurotiomycetes; Onygenales; Ajellomycetaceae
Exons: 3
Coding region: 383-1966 (527 amino acids)
Source: RefSeq, a predicted model, not a curated record